GCGGAGGAUCUCAUAUGGCCAAUGCAAACAUUGGCACCAACGUUCAGGCACAUUUGCACACUGCGCUCGCGUAGUACACCGUUUGCCUAUCUCUGCGUGAUCGAACUCCCACACUCGUUCAACCUAUGAAGCUCCUCCACCCCUCCCUUCUCGCAGUCGCGUCCUUGGCAUCCGUCACGACCGCCGCAGACACGAUCAGUGUCCUCGGUGCAGGCGUGUUCACGAUCAAGGACGGACGCACGCCGUGUUCUGGCAGUAACACGGACAUCAUUGGUGCUUGCCCUGAGUCGCAAAAUGGCCUUCAGUUCGGUUCGUGCUGCGUCGAGAUCCCUGGUCGGUCCUCAGUUGUCAUGGGGUGCGCACCCCUGCAGUCCGCGGCCGACUCGUGCGCGAACGUCGCUGCCCGCUUGAACGCCCAAAAGGCAGCACAACCCACAGACGCACCAGCCACCACCGCCAAGAAUCCGUCAGUGACACUCGAACCGAGCCUCCUGACCACGUUGUCUCCAUCGACCAAAACGGAAGCCCCGACCCAGAACACUGCUCCUACGUUGCCAGCCUCGUUGGUCAUAGAAACCACCUCCGCCGCACCUGUCGCCGCCACCACAACCACAGCCGCGCCCAAGGCUGCUGACGAGAUAGCUCUCCAGCAAUCGCCCAUGAGCGAUGCCGCCGAUUCGUCGACCGCUCUGAGCGACACGACGUUCAGCAAUGCCAACUCGAUCCUCGUCGGUGCGUCUAUCAUUGGCGUGGCCGUCGCGGUGAUUGGCGGUGUUCUCUUUGUGCGGAAGAACAAAGAUCGCUCUUCCAACGUCGCGGCGUCCCCUUCGACGCCCCCCCAGCCGGCCAGCAUGGCGGCCGUCGCUGCGUUCCCACAAGAAACCCCGUACAACGACGACGACUUUCUCACACCCAAGGACGACCUCGUGUGUCUUUAAUGGCUUUAACAAACCGUUCCAUGCCCGUUCAGCGAAGAACUACUGGUGUCGCCCCGUUGCCAUGGCCUUAGCGUAACGUUGCCGGUACAGUAGUGUGUAAUAUGUUUUCUGUCCACCAAAGUGGCAACACGAUCUUCCUUACACACACACC
Molecule: messenger RNA, 1089 nt
Organism: Aphanomyces astaci
Lineage: Eukaryota; Oomycota; Saprolegniomycetes; Saprolegniales; Verrucalvaceae
Exons: 1
Coding region: 126-938 (270 amino acids)
Source: RefSeq, a predicted model, not a curated record